CGCAUUUUCGUGUCUUGCCAGCCGUCGCUUGUUUGGAGGCUGGAACCCACGCGUGUUGUGUGUGAGGCGAGCGGGAAGGAGGGAAGAGGGAGGACGAUGGUCACCAAGCCGGUGAGCCACAUGCCCAGGAAGGCAGGGACGCCCCCGCCUUCCACAAAACCCCAGAAAUCCACCUCCAGGUUGUCUCAGAGCGUCAGGUCGAUGGACGCGAAACCGGCGAAGGUGCUGAAGGAGAUCAGAUCGGUGAUGAUUGACCUGGGCACCGGCUACUGCAAGGCUGGCUACGCCGGCCAGCCCAGACCUUCAGUGGUCCUCUCCUCGGUGGUGGGCCGGCCGGUCCAGAUGACUGCCAAGACUGGGGACAACCGCCAGGAGAACUACGUGGGCGACGAGCUGGGCAGGUCCGAGCACAAACUCAAGCUGAUCAACCCUCUGAGGCAUGGCAUCGUGGUGGACUGGGAAGCGGUGGAGGCCAUCUGGGCGCACAUCUUUCACAAGGGCAUGAGGAUCCUGCCGGAGGAGCAUGCAGUGAUGCUGGCUGACCCUCCCCUCAGCCCCAGCACCAACAGGGAGAAGAUGGCCGAACUCCUCUUUGAGACCUUCAGCAUCCCGGCCAUGCACAUUGCCUACCAGUCCAUCCUCUCCCUAUAUUCUUAUGGCCGCACCACUGGCCUGGUGGUGGAGUGUGGCCACGGGGUCACCCACGUAGUCCCAGUGCACGAGGGCUACAACAUGCCCCAUGUAACAGGCAGGGCUGACUAUGGAGGCUCAGAUCUCAACGACUAUCUGCUCAAACUGCUCAACGAGGCUGGCAACAGGUUCACUGAGAAGGGCCUCCACAUUGUGGAGGACAUCAAGAAAAAGUGCUGCUACACUGCCGUUAACUUCGACCACGACAUGAGCCUGGAUAUCAAUGAGUAUCUGGUGGAAUAUGAACUGCCCGAUGGCCACGUCAUUGCCAUUGGGCAGGAGAGAUUCAGGUGCCCCGAAGCCCUUUUCAAUCCGUCUCUGAUCGGGUCCAAGGAGCCUGGCAUUCACUCCCUGGCCUUGCACAGUCUGGACAUGUGCGACAGCAACCUCAAGUAUGAGAUGUACAACAACAUCCUCCUGUGUGGGGGCUCCACUCUGUUCGACGGCUUCUCGGACCGUCUGCAGAAAGAAAUGAACAAGAUGGAACAAGGCAUGAACCCCACCGUCCAUGCUAUACCCGAGAGAAAAUAUUCAGUGUGGCUGGGAGGCUCCAUUAUGGCUUCUCUCAAAUCCUUCCAGCAGCUCUGGGUCCGCAAGAGAGAUUAUGAUGAACGAGGACCAUUUGUCAUUUACCGCAAAUGCUUCUGAAACUGCUUCUCAGAAUCGUGGCCUCAUUUUUUUCCGUUGCAUAUUUUAAUUCUUGGUUCGUUUCCGACUUUAUAGGUACAUCUAAUUUAUCAUGAUUGUGCUACCAAGCCGCAACACUUACUGUCAUAACUGUAAUAAAGCAUUUGCAAACUAACUGGUGAGUCUGUUUCUCCCACACCCCACCCUCCCCCACUUUCUAUGAAAUCUCAAAUCUGCUGCCUGCCUAGGGCAGUUCUUGCAUGUAAGCAGUUUACUCUUUAUGGAUCCUAGCUGUGCAUUCAGUAGAAUGCAACCAAACAGUAGAGAGCUGGCAUAAAGUUACUCCGUCUACGCAGCUGUGGAAUCAGUGUCUCUGUAAGAUCGGUGGCUUUUAACCAGAUUAACAGAAAUCUGGAAUUAAUGGGCUCAUUUUUUUUAGACAUACAUGGCCCCCUGAUAAUUCUAGCAUUAAUGAACAUAGUCCUGAAGAUUCAAACUGACCCCAGAUUGGUCGACUUUUCAAAGCCAGACCAUUUCCUAGCUACCCUGAGAUCUUUAGUUCUAACUAAAAGU
This is a messenger RNA of Carcharodon carcharias (great white shark), 1890 nucleotides long. RefSeq names its product actin-like protein 7B. The transcript has a single exon. The coding region runs from base 97 to 1338 and encodes 413 amino acids. The record is from RefSeq and is a predicted model, not a curated record. Lineage: Eukaryota; Metazoa; Chordata; Chondrichthyes; Lamniformes; Lamnidae.